AUGCGGCGGAGGUACCCCAUCCAGGUCGACGAGCUCGAUCACGACGACGUGAAGCUGCUAACUCGCAUCCUGCGAGUAGACCCAACCUCGCAGCGGCCAGAUAAUCAGAAAAACCGGCAAAUGAUCGCCAGACUCCCCUCUCACCUCCACAGCUCGACUUUGAUGAAGCUGGUCUGCGGGUGCAGCAACACCGCCGUGCUGUGUCCGACACACAAGGACCUGAACCGGCAGGUCGUCCGGCAUGCUUUCACCCUCCUUCAGCAAGAGGUCACUUGGCGUCUUGAUUCGAUUGAGAAGCAUCCCGGCAUGGUUGGGCCAGAGGAAGCUGUGAUCAUUCGGUAUCUUCGGACUAUCCAGGGGAUGUGGACUGCACCACCCGCUGGGAUGCCCUCCCCGCGGGGAACGUGGACCUUCCAGAUCGACAAAUGCGAGGCUUGCAUGCUCGCCAGGGUUGGUUCGACUCCACGCGCUCUGCGAGAUCUCCGCACCGUGCUGCUGAGCCGUCAGCAGGCACGGACGAACAACAUACCGCCACGACUGCUCCGGUUUGUGGAAGAAUGGAUCAACCAGCACGAAGACAUGAAACAGUACAUCUACCAACAGAGUAACCACCAGGCGUGGGGCAUGAAGGAGGCUAGGGAGUACGCCGUUCGCGCAAGCCACCAGAAGAUGGAACGCCAGAUCAGACAGGUAAACCAGCCUUCAGAAGUCCUUGCAAGUAGUGGCUCUGGACAUGCAAAUACGCUAAACGAGGUCAGUGACACCGAACACGAACGGCACAACAGUCGCAGAGACAAGUCAAAACUGUUCUGUUCUGGAGACGGAGCUGCUGACUGGGAGAACGAGAUCAUUGACGCGUAUGCGGCCACACCCCAGGUUAGUCUCACUCUGGAGCAGCAGCUUGGACCAAUGAAUCUCACGCCAUGGCCUGGCAAUGCUGACCCUGCUGCUGCAUCAUCUUCAGCCGGAACUGUGUCUGACCGCAAUCGCAAUUCUCAUCAGUCAGGUAUCAUGGGCCAGCUGGAUGGAGCCGCCGAAUUAGACUGGCGCCACAGUGAGUUUCGUAUCUAUCCUGCACACUCCUCCAGAGACGGGAGCAAUCAUCCGCCAGAUGAAUUUCACAUCUUCGUAACCCGUGGCAAGGACUCGGACUCACGUUCAGAGUACACAGAUGUCACUCCACCGGGCACGCCCCCGUCUGUGUCACCCGCGGAAACCACCUGA
Rasamsonia emersonii CBS 393.64 is the source of this 1224-nucleotide messenger RNA. RefSeq lists its product as uncharacterized. The record is from RefSeq and is a predicted model, not a curated record. The transcript has a single exon. The coding region runs from base 1 to 1224 and encodes 407 amino acids. Lineage: Eukaryota; Fungi; Ascomycota; Eurotiomycetes; Eurotiales; Trichocomaceae.